Molecule: messenger RNA, 2749 nt
Organism: Candoia aspera
Lineage: Eukaryota; Metazoa; Chordata; Lepidosauria; Squamata; Candoiidae
Gene: GFER
Product: growth factor, augmenter of liver regeneration
Exons: 3
Coding region: 13-567 (184 amino acids)
Biological process (GO): liver development
Cellular component (GO): mitochondrion
Molecular function (GO): flavin-dependent sulfhydryl oxidase activity; flavin adenine dinucleotide binding
Source: RefSeq, a predicted model, not a curated record
CGCGGGGGCAAGAUGGCGGCGCCCAGUCCCAGCCCGGGGCGGCCCGGUCACACUUUCCCCUUCCCCUUCCCGGGCUCUCCGAGCGACCAUCCCGCGGGCGAGGAGCCGCCGUCGGAGGAGAAAAGGCGGAAGAAGCCGCCCUGCCGGGCCUGUACCGACUUCAGGAGCUGGAUGCGGGAGCAGAAGAAGCAGGCGGGCCCGGAAACAAAUGUCAAGGAAUCAACAUCUGAUUGCCCCCUAGACAAAGAAGAACUGGGGAGAUGUUCAUGGUCAUUUCUACACACGAUGGCAGCAUUUUAUCCUGACCGGCCCAGUAAAAUCCAGCAGCAAGAAAUGAUACAGUUUAUCCAAUUAUUUUCUAAAGUUUUUCCUUGUGAUGAAUGUGGAGAAGAUUUCAGGAAUAGAAUACGAAAAAAUCAACCUGAUGCCAGCAACAGACAUAAUCUGACGCAGUGGUUUUGCCGGAUUCAUAAUGAGGUAAAUAAGAAGCUGGGGAAACCUGAAUUUGACUGCUCUCUUGUAGACGAACGAUGGCGAGAUGGAUGGAAGGAUGGAUCCUGCGAUUAGAUCUGCUGGAUAUUUUUCCAACUUGAUUAAAAAAAUCAACAAAACACCACAAAAUCAAUGCUAUUAUGGACCUUUCCUAGAGACAAAAUUGUACAUAUGUAUUAAUGGAGGUGAUGGAAACAGGCAGAAGGGUUUUGAUAUGUAUUUUCUGUUUCUGGUUUUGAAAAUUUAAUAUUGAACACAUCUCUGUGUUAUAUGAUGCCUCUACCUGUUGAUUGUGCUGUUUCCUGACCAUUUCAGUUAUUUCAAAUACCAGCAAACGCUGCCUUCAGAACUCUAGACGAUACUUGAAGAAACCAUUCUGAACAUGAAGACACUGUACUUACUCAGCUCAGUGCUGACUUAGUCCCUGGAAGUCUGAGAUAUUCCAUUUGCAACUAUUUGUAGCCAUCUGAUGAUGAUGAUGACGACGACGACGACAUCAUUUGCCUUCAUUUUGCUGCUUGCAUUUUUGUGUUCAGCAGAUUUUUUUCCCCUCUCCUUAAAGCCUAGAAUACUUUUUCAAUUCUAUUUUUUAAAAAGUGCUACAAUAUAAAUUGUUAGAAAACUGUGCCUGCUUACAUUUCUACUGCAUAUACACAGUAGGAAAAGAUCUCUCAUUUUAAGGUGUGAGCAGUGGGUAUGUUCUUUUCAUUUUCCUCUCUGGCCAGACUCAGCAAAAGAGGACAGUGUAGAUUAGAUUACUUAUGAUUAAUGAAAUAAGCACACGGAAAUCAUGAAGGGGGGUCAUGUUUUAUAUCAAAAUGCACAGCUGCUAGGAAUGGUGGUCUGUGAAGGUUAUAUUCGCUCCACAUAAUGGGAAAUUGCCGAGUUCCCAUUUCAAGUAAGUGUUCUUUUUAUCUAUAAGAACUUUGUGUGUCCGAAGUCUCAUGACCUGGAAGUAGGAAAUAAAUGUGCUCUGAGAUAGCACCUUGUGAAUUGCGUUUUGUGGCAUGAUGUCCUGACCCAUGCUGGCUACAAUAAACUGUCAAUGGUUGCCUUGUGAGGAGAGCAGAAGGUUGGAGUAAAGAGAUAAGAAGAAAGGGCAUGAACUCUCUCCCUUACAGCUACAGAAAACUUUCAGGUUUUAUGUUAUACCACAGCAUAUAAAGUCACAAAUGAAAUUCAGAUACUGUGCAUAUGGGAAGCCAUUGGAUGUUUAGAGGUAACCAUGACUGUUUAUAUACCAUGAGCUUUUGAGAAGCUUCUUCUGGGAAGAAAUUUAUGGUUUAUCUUAGUUUCCUGUUUUACCUUAAUAUGGGAGACUUUGGCUUGAACGUACAAUAUUUAACUGCAAAGUUAACUGUGACUUAUCGAACCUUGUUAACUAUAGUUAUAGAUUUUAUAUAACUAUAAAACUAGUUUUUAUAGUUAUAUAAAAUCUAUAACUAUAAAACUAGUUUUUAUAGUUAUAAAACUAGUUUAUAUAGUUCUUAUAUAACUAUAUAAAAAGAGAAUUCAUCUCUCUGUGUUGGCUAUACUUUUCAUGAUCUAUUAAAUGUGUAGCUUUUGGAGAUCUUACUGGGAUGUGUUAACAUGAAUAUUAUCAUUACAUUCAUUUUACUCAGGUUGGCUAAGAUCCAGUUUUAUUUGCCCAAGCAAAGCGGGUCCCGUUAAUUAACUUAGAGUGAAUAGACACGCAGUUGUGCAAAGCAGUGAAGAACUGCUGACCCAGACUAUUUUUUAAAAAACAGGACUAGGGUCUUAGUAGGGUAUCUGGCUACCAUGUCCUCAGAAGAAAAAAUUCAUUGUUAAAUCCAUUUGUUACUGACUUAUAAACAGAAUGCUUCCAGAUAUAAACAGAGCUGCAGGCACCAAACGGUCUGCCUUUCUUCCUCUAUUUACUGUGCUUUAGUAUCUGGAAACUUACAGCAGAGGAAUAAGGCGGCUGGUGAUGAAAUGGCAUCUGGUCCUUGUCAAAGGGCGUCCUUCCUAAAAGCAUUUAAAAGUACAGCCAUGCCCUGUGGUCAAGGAUUUGGCAAACACUACACAGCUCUACUACUACAGUCAAAUGGAUUUUUGAUGAAGGAAACAUCCAGCAUUUUGCAUCUAAGAUAAUAAAAAAUUUCUGUUUACGUUUGGUGUGCUUUUCAUUGGUCAAAAACACUGAUUAUUUGAAUGCACUUGAUGAAGGCAAUUUUAAGUGUGUCUCAGAAUUAAUUUAUUUUGUUCCUGCUGACCAAAUAAUAAAAGUAAAUAUUCA